UUUCGGCGCGGCUCGGCUCGGCUCGGCCGCUCGGCUCGGCUCGGCUCAGCUCGGCGUCUCGGCUCGGCCCGGCGGCUCGGCUCGGCUGGGCUGCGCGGCCGCGGACUGACGGACGGGCGUGCGCGGGGGGCGCGGGGCGCGGGGCGCGGGCCUCGGCGGCGGCGGCGGAAGCCUGGUGCCCCCGCCCGCCCGGUCCUCUCUGAGAGCUGAGGCAGCGCCGCCGGCCGGGUCGCAGCGGAGCCGGGCGCGGGGGGCGGCGGCGCGGGGAGGCGCGGGGGGCGCGGAGCGAGCGCGGCCCGCCCGGGCGCCGCCGACCCGGCCCAGCGCACGGACGGACGGACGGACGCGGACGGACGCGGCCCCUCCCUGCCGCCGCCGCCCGCCCGCCCGGGGCUCCCACCUCGCCGGUGCCGGGCCCGGGAGCGAUGACAUCGACGGGGAAGGACGGCGGCGGGGCGCAGCACGCGCAGUAUGUGGGGCCCUACCGGCUGGAGAAGACGCUGGGCAAGGGGCAGACAGGCCUUGUGAAGCUGGGGAUUCACUGUGUCACGUGCCAGAAGGUGGCUAUUAAAAUUGUCAACCGGGAGAAGCUCAGCGAGUCUGUGCUGAUGAAGGUGGAGCGGGAGAUUGCCAUCCUGAAGCUCAUCGAACACCCUCACGUUCUAAAGCUGCACGAUGUUUAUGAAAACAAAAAAUAUUUAUACCUGGUGCUAGAACACGUGUCUGGUGGGGAACUCUUCGACUACCUUGUCAAGAAGGGGAGGCUGACCCCCAAAGAGGCCCGGAAGUUCUUCCGGCAGAUCAUCUCUGCGCUAGACUUUUGCCACAGCCACUCUAUAUGCCACAGGGAUCUGAAGCCAGAGAACCUCCUACUAGAUGAGAAAAACAACAUCCGGAUCGCCGACUUCGGCAUGGCGUCGCUGCAGGUUGGCGACAGUCUGCUGGAGACCAGCUGCGGAUCGCCCCACUACGCCUGCCCCGAGGUGAUCCGGGGGGAGAAGUAUGACGGCCGCAAGGCGGACGUGUGGAGCUGCGGCGUGAUCCUGUUCGCCCUGCUGGUGGGGGCUCUGCCCUUCGAUGACGACAACCUGCGGCAGCUGCUGGAGAAGGUGAAGCGGGGCGUGUUCCACAUGCCACACUUCAUCCCGCCCGACUGCCAGAGCCUGUUGCGGGGCAUGAUCGAGGUGGACGCGGCCCGGCGCCUCACGCUAGAGCACAUUCAGAAACACAUAUGGUAUAUAGGGGGCAAGAACGAGCCAGAGCCAGAGCAGCCCAUCCCCCGCAAGGUGCAGAUCCGCUCGCUGCCCAGCCUGGAGGACAUCGACCCCGACGUGCUGGACAGCAUGCACUCUCUGGGCUGCUUCCGGGACCGCAACAAGCUGCUGCAGGACCUGCUGUCCGAGGAGGAAAACCAGGAGAAGAUGAUUUAUUUCCUUCUCCUGGACCGGAAAGAAAGGUACCCGAGCCAUGAGGACGAGGACCUGCCCCCCAGAAAUGAAAUAGACCCUCCCCGGAAGCGUGUGGACUCCCCAAUGCUGAACCGGCACGGCAAGCGGCGGCCUGAACGCAAGUCCAUGGAGGUGCUCAGCGUGACGGACGGCGGCUCCCCGGUGCCCGCGCGCCGGGCCAUCGAGAUGGCCCAGCAUGGCCAGAGUAAAGCAAUGUUCAGUAAAAGCCUGGAUAUCGCUGAAGCCCACCCCCAAUUCAGCAAAGAAGACAGGUCCAGGUCCAUCAGCGGCGCCUCCUCGGGCCUGUCCACCAGCCCGCUGAGCAGCCCCAGGGUGACCCCUCACCCCUCUCCAAGGGGUAGUCCCCUCCCCACCCCUAAGGGGACGCCCGUGCACACGCCCAAGGAGAGCCCGGCAGGCACGCCCAACCCCACGCCACCGUCCAGCCCCAGCGUCGGAGGGGUGCCCUGGAGGACGCGGCUCAACUCCAUCAAGAACAGUUUCCUGGGGUCACCCCGCUUCCACCGCCGGAAACUGCAGGUUCCAACACCCGAAGAGAUGUCCAACCUGACCCCGGAGUCCUCUCCAGAGCUUGCCAAGAAGUCGUGGUUUGGGAACUUCAUCAACCUGGAGAAGGAGGAGCAGAUCUUCGUGGUCAUCAAGGACAAGCCCCUGAGCUCUAUCAAAGCUGACAUCGUUCACGCCUUCCUGUCGAUCCCCAGCCUCGGCCACAGCGUCAUCUCCCAGACGAGCUUCCGGGCUGAGUAUAAGGCGACGGGCGGCCCGGCGGUGUUCCAGAAGCCGGUCAAGUUCCAGGUGGACAUCACCUACACCGAGGGCGGGGCGGCGCAGAAGGAGAACGGCAUCUACUCGGUCACGUUCACGCUGCUGUCCGGCCCCAGCCGCCGCUUCAAGAGGGUGGUGGAGACCAUUCAGACGCAGCUCCUGAGCACACACGACCAGCCCGCCGCCCAGCACUUGUCAGACACCACUAACUGUAUGGAAAUGAUGACGGGGAGGCUUUCCAAAUGUGGUAAGAACCCCUCAUGCUCACCUGGGACCCCCCAGCUUGUCACCCCCAGCUGCAGCCUGCUCCUGGCAGGGUGCCGCCCCCGCCGCCCUGAGGGCUAUCCUGGGGUCCCUGUGUAUACGCGGGGUCCAGACGUGCACACUCGGGCCCACCCAGUCCCCCACCUCUGCCAGGAGCAGCCUCGGUCACCCACCCCCUAGGGCAGCCAUAGGCCCGGCCCUAGGAUCCAGGCAGGCCAGGAAGGGACCCCAGGGCUCAGAGCAGUAAAGCGUCCGCAUGCCCCAAGUUUGGCAAGGGUCCCGUGUGUGGGCUCUGGCCUGGGGUCUGGGCAGACUCCAGACCUGGGCAGGAGGCUGGUGGGAAGCUUUCUGUCCACUGGAGGGGGUGACAGUGUGCUGUGCAUGCACAGCGCUGCUCUGGGCUGGCGGCAUCAGGUGUAAGAAGUAGAGCAGAGCAGAGGCAUCAGGACAGAGAAGAGGGCCCCCCAGGUGGGGGUGGUCAGACCAUUUCUGCCCUCUUCCUCUUGCCCUCAGGACAUUCCCUCUGGGAUCAGGGCUCCCAGUCUGGCUGCCUGCCCCCAGCCCUCCCACACCCAAGCCCUCCAUGCCUGUCCACCCAUCCGUCCAUCUGUCUGUCUGCUGCUGACCCCUGUGUCCAUG
Mirounga angustirostris (Northern elephant seal) is the source of this 3137-nucleotide messenger RNA. It is a transcript of the gene BRSK2, whose product is annotated as BR serine/threonine kinase 2. Lineage: Eukaryota; Metazoa; Chordata; Mammalia; Carnivora; Phocidae. Gene Ontology annotation, molecular function: protein serine/threonine kinase activity; tau-protein kinase activity; ATP binding. Gene Ontology annotation, cellular component: cytoplasm. The record is from RefSeq and is a predicted model, not a curated record. Gene Ontology annotation, biological process: intracellular signal transduction; microtubule cytoskeleton organization; protein phosphorylation. Bases 426 to 2678 code for a protein of 750 amino acids. The transcript has 20 exons.